Molecule: messenger RNA, 6217 nt
Organism: Drosophila guanche
Lineage: Eukaryota; Metazoa; Arthropoda; Insecta; Diptera; Drosophilidae
Gene: atos
Exons: 8
Coding region: 1014-5006 (1330 amino acids)
Source: RefSeq, a predicted model, not a curated record
AUAAUAAACAAUUAAUCAUUAAUUGCCGUGGCGUGCGUGUAUGUGCGUUCGUGAGCGUAACUAUGCAAAUUUCGUCAUCGAAAUCGCAACAGCGCGCAGUUGUUGGUGUCGAUGCAGCGGUUUUGGCAUCAGCCUGCACCUGUGGUGGCAUUUGCACCAACAUUUUCAGCUGUGUGGCUGCAGUUAGUGGCAAUGGCGUCAGCGAAAACGAUCAUUUUUAGCGAAUAAAUAAAUAAAGACAACCAACUACUGAAGGAGCGGUGUGUUAGGUUAGGGGUGCGACGGGACGAGACGAGCGAAACGAGCUAGGUCCGUUUUCUUCGUGCUUUUUUCAGUUUGUUUUGCGGAAAGUUUCCAACCGAAAGAAAGGAGUGAAAAGAAACGAAGUGGAAGUGUUAAGAGAGAGCAAAAGUGUGUGCAAUGCAAAGAAAGGCUGAUGAUGUGUUAUAUAAAAUAUUAAUACAAAAUGAAGGCCAAGAAAGUGUUUAAAAUGCAGCGAAAAAAUCAAUGUAUGCAGUUUUGACGGGUCGAACGGAAGGCACACAACACGCGCACAGCCCAUGAAAGGCACAAGGAAGAGAGGAAGCAGCAACAAAGCACAGCACAGCUGAGCAGAGGCUUCGUGUGUGUGCGUCGUGCCUGUGUGUAUAUUUGUGUGGGCUGUGUGUGGGAGGCAGCAACAGAAGCAGCGCCGCAGCAGCAGCAAAUCAAAUCAAUAUCUGCAACCAAAAUAAACUGAAAUCAUGUCUAAUUAAGGCAAAAAAUUAUAAUUAGAAGCAACGGCAACACCAGCAAUUGCAAGAAAGUGCGUUGCCCGAUCCUAUCUGAUCUUCUUGUUAAAAAAAAAAGCAAACAGCAAAAAUAAUGGAAAUUUAACAAAGUUUUAAAAGGUGUACUUCCGGUGCAAGAAAAACUCAAGCGCAGUAGGCAGCAGCAGCAGCAGGCGAGUGUGUAGCUGAGGCUGAGGCAGCAGGAGCAGCGCAGCAAAGGACAUCUAGAAGGACAUCCCGACCAUGAUACCCACCAGCGUCACCAAUUCACCGCCACCCGCUAGCUUGGCCCAGAACGGAGCUGUUGCUUCCUCACUGGGCUCAGCGGCAGGCGUCGGAGGAGGAGGUGGAGCAGGAGGAGGAGGAGUCACACAGUCUGCGUCAUCAACUGCAGCAGCAGCGUCGGCAGCGACGGCGGCACAGAACAACUACAGCUCCAUUGUGCUCGGACUGGCAUCGCUGAUACUCGAGGGCAGACCCAUUGCGGACGAUGAGUAUCAGCCGCUGACGAUGACAGGCACUGCCGCAGGUGCACCGCCAGUCAGUGGGGGUCGCCUGUCGCCGCGACCCUCCACUUCCCGGGCGGCCAUUAACAUAACAACGAAUCCAUACGCAGGCGCCACAACCACGCCACGCUCCCCCAAUGGCAAUGGAUCGGCAGGUGGACCGAGCAGCAUGACGACAACGCAUCAGCGUUGGACACAGAAGCUCUGCCAAUUGCGGCAGAUAUCGCCGGCAGCGCAGAGCAUGAGUGCCGAGCCAGAGCUGGUGUCGCUGGCCAUCAAUGAUCUCAACACGGAUCAUGGCGGCGACUACGAAAUAGUCCGUCGAGUGAUGCUGAAUCGAGCUGGAGGAAUGGGCAUGGGCAUGGGCAUGGGCAAUGUAGGAGGAGGAGGAGGAGGAGUAGGAGGUGGUCUGGGUGUGGGUAUGGGUAUGGGUGGUGGAACUGGCACAAACAAUUCCAGUGCUGCCAGCUCUUUGGGCUCCAACUCCUCGGACAAUAUACUGCACUCGCUGCAGUCUUUGGCCACCACCUGCCUGAGAGGCGGCCCAGCCAUGCCCAUUGGCCAGCCCUCGCCCUCAGAGACGCGUAAUCUGAGUCUAAACUUUGGUUGGACAGCAGCAGGAGCUGGAGCUGGAGCAGGAGCAGGGUGCAAUAAUAGCAACGUCAAUACCAACACUGCCACUGCCACUGCCAAUAGCGGAGCGAGCAGCUCCACCACCACAACCACCAAUAACACCAACAACACCAAUACAAGGCCCAAGCAUGGGCCACACUGUGAUCAGUUCCUCAGAAAGAUGGGUCUGGCCAAGGGCGAGGCGACAACCGAAGCUGAGGAGCACAUCUGUGAUAUGUCUUACCUAAAUAUGACCUGUAAUCGUUGGCGUGCGCAUUGCAUGAAGAUGGAGGCCAUUCUGGCACGCCGUGAUCCCGUUUGCAUUGAGGUAUACCUGGGUCCAGUCAGCCACAAGCUGCUGCUGGAACAGUGGAUCAUCAGCGGCAAGGAGAAAGUGCCGCCUCCCACGAUGACUCUGCCCUCGCUGUGCAGUGCCAUACGCAGUCAGCUGUACUUCUCGCAGAUUGUGGCCUGGUGCGAUCUGCUGCGCAAGUGCGAUCCCUCUGUCUAUGACAGCGGACGCGUUGUCUUUGCCAGCCAAAGCGCUGGAGAUCUGGCUGGCAGUGGCAGUGGCUCCCAUGCUUCGCGUCGGCCCCGCCUCAACAUCUUCUACAGAAUUCGGCAGCAUAAUCCAGCGGCAAGCAAUGGCUGUGGCAGCCAGUACUUGGACGAGAGCAGCGGCUUCAGUGCCAAGGCUUCGGUGCACAACUUUCCCCAUGUGAACAUCUCGGAGAGCUUCAGCGUGUCCGUCUGCGUGAGGAGUCUGCCACGGAUCAAUGGUGGCCUGCCGCACAUAGAGCCACCGCCUCCGACACUGCCACAGCCACUGCCAACACCACCCACGCGAUCUCUGCGACCGCCAACGCAGCCAGCCAGCACUCCCACAGGUGGUGGUGGCUUGCAUGCAGCCUCACCCACCGGCCUGGGGGCACGCACCGCUGCAACCACGCCAACUCCGACGCUGACAACCGGCUCCAACUGUGAUAAUAAUGGCAAGCAGCGGCAGCAGCAACAGCAGGUGGUGCCGCCGCCAUCGGGCGAUGAGCUGGACAUAUCGGGAGAGUUUGGCAGCGUGACCCACAGGGAGCGGCAGCUGCAAAAGUAUCGCAAGCGAAUGCAGCGACGUGACAAGAAACGGGAACUGAAAUCAACGACAGAGCGGCUGCAGCUGGAGGAGCCCAUGGAGGAGGGUGAGGAGAUGACACAGUCCACCUCCCAGUCCCAAUCGCAGUCCCAGUCCCAGUCGCAGCAGCAGCAGGCCAUUGUGAUGACACUGACGCAGCCACAGCCACGUCGCAUUGCCAUGAUAUCGACGGGCACGCAGACCUCGCUGAGCAGCUGCCAGCAGUGUGGCAGCGAGAAGACGCUGCUCUGCCUGAACUGCACAGCCGGAGAGGGGGUGGAUAGAGAUGAGAACGAUGACGAUACAACGGCCUCGGAGAUCGAGGACACAUCCAGCUGCAGCCUGAGCAGCGGUGAUCUCAUUGUGGGCACGCCGCGGAACAAGGCCGAGCUGCUCCUGCAGGCCAUACAGCGCACGCCAAAGAAUCGAAGCAGAAAGCCACACCAUGAUCUCAACAGAGGGCAGAAUAACAAUCAGCCCAAGGCAGUGCCGGCGGUCAGCGGGUGUCAGGUGUGCAAGCGGCAGAAGACGCAGCAUAACUUUGCCAAUGGACGAGGCUGCAGCAAUGGCUACACCCGCAUGGAGCAGGAACCGGAGCAGGAGUCAGACCGAGAGACAGAGCGGGAGGCACAGAUUGAGCGCUGCAAGACUCCACCACCGCCAGCCGUGGCUGAUCACAUUGUGGUGCAGUUCAAGACGCCCAUCAGUCAUCUGCCACUCACGCCGCAGUCGAGCAACACGUCGCUGGGUCGUCCGUUGCCAAAGCCCAGCCAGCUGCGUCUCAACUGCAGCGGUUUGGCGGCGGACAACGAGACACCGCCACCGACAUGCUCGCCGCUGAUGCGCAAGCCGCUGCCCAAGGUGAAUCUGACGACGAUCUUCUGCAGCUCGGCUCCCAUAACCAUUGGCUGUGGGAGCAGAGGCAGUGCAGGAUGUGGCAGUGGCCAGAGCAGUCCAGCCUUCUCCUUCGAUCUGGCCGCCCUGAGCCACGCCCACUCGCAGCUAAUCACCCCAGAGGCGGGCAGUUUGACGGUGCAAAAAUCCUUCUCAGCUCCCACGCUGCCCAAUGCCUCGUUGUCGGUGUCGCCGAGAUUUGCCAAGCAGGCGGCGGCCUUCUACAAGCGACGCUCCCGCCACCUGAGCGAUCGCUCGGAUCGCAGCUCGCUGGGCUCCGACGAGCAGUUGUCCGACGAGGAUCUAGAGUCGGGCAUGUGCAGCCCCGCGGGCUCCCCGCUCAAGAGUCUGGCGCGCCUGGCCACGCAGUUUGCGGGCCGCCCGCUGCUGGGCAACCUGGAGGAGUCGCUGCUGCAGAAGCGGCUGAUGCCCAAGAUCGAGGUGAUGGGAUUCAAGCUGCAGCUGGGCGCCUCCGGUGGCUUCUGCCCCACACAAUUGACCAUCCCGGCUGUGUCCUACUUCUACGAGCUGCACGGCGAGACCCUGAGCACGCCCUACCUGUGCGAGAUUCGCUUGCCACGCAAGGGUUAUUCGGUGCCCAGAACGGGCACGGUGCAGGCCACACUCCUGAAUCCCAUGGGCACUGUGGUGCGAAUGUUUGUGAUACCCUACGAUAUGCGGGACAUGCCACCGCUGCAUCGCACCUUCAUACGGCAGCGCAUACUGGCCGAGGAGCCCGCUUGCAAUGGCCAGCAGACGACACAUGAAAAGGAGCAGGUGCAACAGCAGCAACCACCGAUACCACGCAGUCCCACGGGCAGCAGCACGAGCAUCACCACCAGCAAAUUGGGUCACUUCAUCACAGCCGAGCAGAUGAAGCGGCUGCGCUACUCCAUACACUUGAGGUUCCAGACAUCCCGCUCCGGACGCCUCUCGCUGCACACGGACAUCCGUUUAUUGAUCUCACGGCGCACCGAUUGCGACACGGCUGCUGCCCACGCCAAGGGCGUGCUGGAGGCACCCAAUGAGCUUGUAACCGACACACUGACGCCCACUGAGCCGCGCUACAGUGCGCGGCAGGAAAGCGCCGGCAAGAUUUAGUAGUUACUAAAGGCCUUGGGCGGCACAUACCAACUAAUACGCCGCCUGUGCCUGCAGCUUCAUGCCCAGCUCUGGCACCGCUUUCAGCAGUAUCCAAAAUAUCAAUUGUAGUGGGAGGGAGUGGGCUGGCUGGCUGGCUAGCAGAGAACAGGAAUCGAAAGAAAUUCCUAUGCUUUAUUAGUUAUUCUUUAAACUACGUAAAUUAAUUUAAUUAAUUUUUUCUUCCUUUUUUUCAAAUUUUCACUCCCCCACUUUUAGUGCGCGGUGCCCUUUUGUGGUUUAGUUUUUGGAAUUAAUUGAAAACAACAAAUGUGUGAAGCAAACAUUGCAAUGUAAAAAUGUUAAAACAAGUUGAAAUAUUUAAACUGAAAAGCAAUUGAAAGAACGCCAGAUAAAAGCAACGGGGGAAAUGGAUUUGGGACGGGGUCAAGCGACAAACUAGCAAUACUAGAGGGUGCCCUCUCGUGGGGUGCCACUUAUACAAUUUUAAAUGCAAUUUAAUGAGUAGAAUUUAGUGCAUUGAAUUGAUGGAUGGAUAAAUGGAGAAUGGAUGGUAUUUGUAUGCGCUCAUAUCGAUCGUUGUUGUUAGUGUGUAGCGUGUGUUUUCUAUUUGUUUUUUUUAUCAAAAUUGCCUUGAGGAUCAUUCAGCAAUCAUCCAAAUUCGAAAUGUUUUACUUUGCGUGCAAGUUUGUUUGAGUUUUAUGUUUCUUUUUUGUGUUUCCGUUCUAUUAAGCGUGCCUGUGAUACGAUAUGAGCUGCAUGAGCGAGCGGUGAGCAUAUUUCUAAUAGGGUUUGUCUUUAGUUAAAUACAAUUGCAACAAUACAACACAAUAAAUAAUACACUUGUGUGUGUGUCUACCCCUUUUGAAUUAGUAUUCACUGUUUUUGUUUUCCACACUGUAUACUUCAAUAAUAAACAAACAAAAACUAUAUAUAUAUUAUAUAGAUAGUGUGGUACUACGAUAUGCAGACCCACACACACCAAGCGUACAUAAUUUAAUGUGUUUGAAAGGUCUUGACGAAAAAUUCUUAGUUUCCAUUGAUACCUGACUAUAACUACGUAUAAAAACCAACCGAAAAAAACAACUUUACUUAACUUACAGCUAUUAACGAUGUAGAUGGUAUGAUUUGUGCAAUUAAACUAUACACAUGCGAGUACUAACAAAAGAAACAAUAAAGAGCAAACAAAGUCAAUGACGUUCGAUAUCAAA